Molecule: messenger RNA, 5139 nt
Organism: Ylistrum balloti
Lineage: Eukaryota; Metazoa; Mollusca; Bivalvia; Pectinida; Pectinidae
Product: vacuolar protein sorting-associated protein 28 homolog
Exons: 9
Coding region: 104-772 (222 amino acids)
Biological process (GO): protein transport to vacuole involved in ubiquitin-dependent protein catabolic process via the multivesicular body sorting pathway
Cellular component (GO): ESCRT I complex
Molecular function (GO): protein-containing complex binding
Source: RefSeq, a predicted model, not a curated record
GAAAGGUAGUGAUGACUGUCAAAGCAGUUAUGAUGGAACAACAUUACUAUUAAAGGUUGACGUGUAUAUUUUACUGAGACUGAAGUGCCAUAACGGACUGAAAAUGAGCAUGUUUUCUCAAGUACCGCAAGCGAAUCCAGCGCAACCUAAUAAUCCAGCAUUGUAUGAGGAAGUGAAAUUAUACAGAACUUCAAGGGAAAGGGCCAAAUAUGAUAACAUGGCAGAUCUGUAUGCCGUGAUAAACACGCUGCAGAGUUUGGAGAAAGCCUACAUUAAGGAUGCUGUACAAGCACGGGAAUACACUGGAGCUUGCUCCAAACUGUUGGUACAAUACAAGGCAGCGUUUAAGCAGGUCCAGGGUGAGGAGUUUCCAAAUGUGGAAUCAUUUAUGAAAAAAUUUAGAUUGGAUUGUCCAGCAGCAUUAGAGAGGAUUAAGGAUGAUCGUCCUAUCACUAUCAAAGAUGACAAGGGAAAUACCAGUAAAUGUAUAGCAGAUAUUGUAUCAUUAUUUAUCACUGUUAUGGACAAAUUGCGACUGGAGAUCAGAGCUAUGGAUGAGAUCCAGCCAGAUCUAAAGGAACUGAUGGAGACAAUGAGCAGAUUAAGUAUUGUGUCCUCAGACUUUGAAGGAAAAGUCAAAGUAAAGACUUGGUUGGACACAUUUAAUGGGAUGUCUGCCUCAGAGGAGCUGGAUGAUAGUCAGGUGCGACAGAUGUUGUUUGAUUUAGACAGUGCUUAUAAUGCAUUUAACAGGCUACUACAUGACCACUAGGCUGUUAAAAGAACAAUCAUGUCCACCAUCACCUUCCAGUCUAUGGUUCAUACGGCGAUGUAACGUCUGUGACAGGUUGUGGGGGAUAUUUAAGGAGUAUAACAAUAAACCAGAGAUACUAUCACAAAAAGUCUUUCACGUCUUUCACUGUGUGUUACAACACAACAAGAAAUCUGUUUCAAAGCAACAUAAGAUAUUUCUGUUCUUAUUACAAAUAACUAUAGAAAUUGGAGAUCAUUUCAACAUGCUACCCAGAGCUUCAUUGUAAGACUUUUAUUAUGUUGUUAUAAUAAAGGCAAUGAUUCUAUUGUUACAUGUUACUUUAAAUGAUGAGGUUAUUAGUGUAACCUGGAGGAAGCUGCUCCUCAGUAUAUGUAUACUGUUAGCCUGUAGUUAUGUAGUUGCUACUGUAUGCAGUCUACCCAGAUUUGAAAUCUUCAAAUGAAGGAUCAGUGUUUAGUUUCAGAAAGAAUCACAUCAUGUGACUAUUUUCAUGUGUAACUUGACUGAAGUCAUUUUAUGUGUCAUCGUGCGUUAUAUCACAUUGUGUAACAACUUUAUAUGGGAACUAGACUAAUAACAUUUGAUACUGUUAUCUCAUAGUAACCUUGUAUGAUGUUGCUGUAUGGUAGUCGGGUAUAUAUGAUGUUGCUAUACAGUAACCCUGUAUGAUGUUGCUGUAUGGUAGUCGGGUAUGAUGUUGCUAUACAGUAACCCUGUAUGAUGUUGCUGUACAGUAACCCUGUAUGAUGUUGCUGUACAGUAACCCUGUAUGAUGUUGCUGUACAGUAACCCUGUAUGAUGUUGCUGUAGGUUACCCUGUAUGAUGUUGCUGUACAGUAACCCUGUAUGAUGUUGCUGUACAGUAACCCUGUAUGAUGUUGCUGUAUGGUAGUCGGGUAUGAUGUUGCUGUAUGGUAGUCGGGUAUGAUGUUGCUGUAGAGUAACCCUGUAUGAUGUUGCUGUACCGUAACCCUGUAUGAUGUUGCUAUACAGUAACCCUGUAUGAUGUUGCUAUACAGUAACCCUGUAUAAUGUUGCUAUACAGUAACCCUGUAUGAUGUUGCUGUAGGUAGUUGGGUAUGAUGUUGCUGUACAGUAACCCUGUAUGAUGUUGCUGUACCGUAACCCUGUAUGAUGUUGCUAUACAGUAACCCUGUAUGAUGUUGCUGUAUGGUAGUUGGGUAUAAUGUUGCUAUACAGAAACCCUGUAUGAUGUUGCUGUAGGUAGUUGGGUAUGAUGUUGCUGUACAGUAACCCUGUAUGAUGUUGCUGUACAGUAACCCUGUAUGAUGUUGCUGUAUGGUAGUCGGGUAUGAUGUUGCUGUAUGGUAGUCGGGUAUGAUGUUGCUGUACAGUAACCCUGUAUGAUGUUGCUGUACAGUAACCCUGUAUGAUGUUGCUGUACAGUAACCCUGUAUGAUGUUGCUAUACAGUAACCCAGUAUAAUGUUGCUAUACAGUAACCCUCUAUGAUGUUGCUGUAGGUAGUUGGGUAUGAUGUUGCUGUACAGUAACCCUGUAUGAUGUUGCUGUACCGUAACCCUGUAUGAUGUUGCUGUACAGUAACCCUGUAUGAUGUUGCUCUACAGUAACCUUGUAUGAUAUGGUAUGAUAACUGUGUAUGAUGUUGCUGUAUGGUUACCCAGUAUGAUGUUACUGUAUGGUUACCCAGUAUGAUGUUACUGUAUGUAGUCGGGUAUGAUGUUGCUGUACAGUAACCCUGUAUGAUGUUACUGUAUGGUAACCCUGUAUGAUGUUGCUGUAUGGUAACCCAGUAUGAUGUUACUGUAUGGUUACCUUGUGUGGUGUUACUGUAUGGUAACCCUGUAUGAUGUUGCUGUAUGGUAACCCUGUAUGAUGUUGCUGUAUGGCAACCCUGUAUGAUGUUGCUGUAUGGUAACCAUGUAUGAUGUUACUGUAUGGUUACCUUGUGUGGUGUUGCUAUACAGUAGUCUUUUAUAAGGUUGCCAUGCUACAUAACAGUGAUGUUGCUGUCUCUGUUCUGGUCUUGUAACCAUGGGUACUUUCAAACUCCUUGACAUCUUUUAUUGUGUUUGUGUAAUUCUGUGUGAUUCAACAUCACUUUAACCCAUGUGAUCUUGGUCCGACUAUUCCAUUGUGUGACCUUGACAUUACGACAACCCACCAUGAUCUUGACCAAACUAUUCCUAUGUUAUCUGACAUUUUCAUUGCUCUAUGACAUUGACCUGACUAUAUCCUUUGUGACCUUGAUAUUACUGUAAGCCAUCUGACCUUGACCUGUCUAUAACACUGUGUGACCUAUACUAUAUAACCCUUCUGACUCAUUUAGAUCUAAAUAGUUCCUGAUUUCCAGGAAAGCUCCAGGUAAAUGUUACUUGUAAUAUAAGGCUGUCUUCUUAUCUGUUUUAUGUCAUUUGAUAAGUUCAAUGCAAACAGAGACUUCUAAGGAUGAAAUUAAUGAAUAUGUAUGUUGUCUGUUAGAGUGGGAGAGGAACACAUGAUUGUUAUGGUAUAAUAAAGGAUUUAAUGUAUUAGAUAUUACCACGUCCUUGAAAUUAUACAUUUGACAGAUUCCAAGUCGGACAUUGUGAAAUAAUUGAUUUCACAUGUAGUGAAUAAAUAAAUGGUUAAGAAAAUAGACAACCUUGUUGCUGUAAAGACACUUUCCAUUGAAGUGAAACAGUCUUUUUAGGAUUAAGGAUAUUACUUUCUGCUAAUAUGUGUUAUUUCUGACAGGGUAUGAAAUGUGAGAAGCAAAUGCUUGAAUGAUGGAUUAUUUUGGUAUCUUUUAUGCAUAUUCAUAAAAGAUCAUAUGUUUAUUUAUGUAUCAUAAAUGAAGGUAAUAUUUUAAGAUGUGUAGAUAGAGAAUCUGACAAGAAAAUGUAUGACAAAUCCUAUGUACUGGCCAUGGUUGAGUUACCUUAAUUGCUUGACUAAAUUGCACGCUUUAUAACCACUAUGAUUUUUAAAUAGAGCUUAAUCUAGCUUUACUACUGUCAAGGAAAUUGUAAUUUCAAAAUAUUUAAGGAUUGAUCUGCUUGUGUUUGAAAAAUUUGAUUUAAUAUUGUUCAAUAAAAGAUUGAUGUGAUCUUAAGGGAGAAUGAUUCAUUGAGUUGCCAUACCCUAUCUUUAGAGAAUUAUACCUAUACCAGAAUCCAUUUGUCAUUCGACCUUGCAUGUUGAUCACUGAAUGCACAAUCCAGAUUAAAAUGUAUAAUAGGAGUUGUGUCCUUUUAUCUGGUAAUAGUUAUCCAGUAUCCUUUGAAAAGCUGUAUCACAGUUGGACAUCGAUGUAAGACAGGGUCUGGUCUCUGAGAUGUUGUUUUCGUGUCACUUUAUAUUUGUACAGAGUUAAAUUGAUUUCUUACAACAAUACACUUCAUGUGAACCCCAGUACAUUUAAUAUGGAUAUAUGUAGACAACCCAAUAAAUUGAAAGUUAAGAGCAAAUAUUGUAUCUUAAUAACGAGUAUAUCUAUCACUUUAUUAAGGCCUCUGGGUAGGGAUAUGGUUCUACAUUAAAAUGUUAUCUGUAUUAUAACUCGCUAGACCUGUGGAGGGGGAUAGUGUUCUGUAUGGUAAUGUUAUCUUUAUUAUAACACUCACUAGGUCUGUUGAAGAGACAGGAUACUGUAUAAUAGUGUUAUCUUUAUUAUAACACUUACUAGGUCUAUGGAGGGAGACAGGAUUCUGUAUGGUAAUGUUACCUGUACUAUAACACUUACUAGGUCUGUGGAGGGAGACAGGAUUCUGUAUGUUAAUGUAACCUGUAUUAUAACACUCACUAGGUCUAUGAGGGAAAUAGGAUUCUGUAUGGUAAUAUCAUCUGUACUAUAACACUCAAUAGGUCUGUGGAGGGAGACAGGAUUCUGUUCUAUAACACUCACUAGGUCUAUGGAGGAAGACAGGAUUCUGUAUGUUAAUGUAACCUGUAUUAUAACACUUACUAGGUCUGUGGAGGGAGACAGGAUUCUGUAUGGUAAUAUUACCUGUACUAUAACACUCGCUAGGUCUAUGGAAGGAAAUAGGAUUAAGUAUAUGUAUUAUAACACUUACUAGGUCUGUGGAGGGGGCUAGGGAUCUACAUACUAAUGUCUCCUGUACUAUAAUAUUCUUUUUAUGUAUCAUUUCAAGCACUAUUUUCAAUCAGCAAAACAUACACAGAAAUAAAACCAUUCAGGCAUCAACUGUUUAGUUUCAUUUUUUCUGUCAAUACCUAAUCCUAGUCAAGCAUAUUACCUGAUAUAUAAUUUGUAAUUAGCUGUUUGGUUUUAUGCCAGGUUAAGAAAACUGUAUUUUAAUUCCUGCAAAUCUUUUUGUGAUUUUUAUUUUUCCUUUUUUGAAGUGUAUAAAGAUGUCGUGUAAAUAAAACCCAUUGUAUCUA